Molecule: messenger RNA, 272 nt
Organism: Ceratotherium simum simum (southern white rhinoceros)
Lineage: Eukaryota; Metazoa; Chordata; Mammalia; Perissodactyla; Rhinocerotidae
Gene: LITAFD
Product: LITAF domain containing
Biological process (GO): regulation of cytokine production
Cellular component (GO): cytoplasmic side of late endosome membrane; nucleus; cytoplasmic side of lysosomal membrane
Molecular function (GO): zinc ion binding
Source: RefSeq, a predicted model, not a curated record
GCACUGUUCACCAGCCUGCCCGAGAUGGGGUCUGCCAUGCCCAUCCGGUCCACGUGUCCCUACUGCGGGAACUACAUCGUCACGACGACCACCCCGGUCGCGGGGAUCCUCACCUGGCUGCUGUGCGCCGGCCUCUUCCUGUGCGGGUGUAUCCUGGGCUGCUGCUUGAUCCCCUUCUGCGUGGACCGCCUGAUGGACGUGAAGCACACGUGCCCCGUGUGCCAGCGCGAGCUCUUCCGCUACCAGCGCCUGUGAACCCCUGCGAAAUAAAU